AUGUCUCCUUUCGCCUGCCUCGCCACCUUGUCCCUCGCACUGGCCUCGCUAUCAUCGCCAGCUUCAGCCAUGAGCAUCCCCAGCCAUAACCAUGGCGCCGCCGUCGAGGCACCCGUCGUGCCCUCAUGGAAGCAGUUCCUGCAGGUGCAGAACGACGCCCGGGGCGCGGUCGGCGUGCAGCCGCUGACAUGGAACUGGACGAUCGAGCUGGACGCCAUGAGGUACGCGAACGAGCUCCGGGUCCCCUGCAGCCUAUCGCCGAUAGCGUGGCCCACCGACGGGGUCUACGGGCGGAACCUCUACCGGGCCGGCGGGCACCACAACGCGGCGCACGCGGCGGCGGCGUGGGUGGACGAACGGCGGUGGUACGACCGCCGCGCCAACGCCUGCGCGCAGGGCAAGACGUGCGGGGACUACACGCAGGUGGUGUGGAACACCACCACGCACGUCGGCUGCGCCCGCCGGACAUGCAAGAACGGCCUCGACACCGUCGCCGUCUGCAACUACUUCCCUCCUGGAAACUAUGUCGGCGUGGCGCCCUACUGA
This is a messenger RNA of Lolium rigidum, 546 nucleotides long. RefSeq names its product pathogenesis-related protein 1A-like. The record is from RefSeq and is a predicted model, not a curated record. The transcript has a single exon. Bases 1 to 546 code for a protein of 181 amino acids. NCBI's taxonomy places the organism in Eukaryota, Viridiplantae, Streptophyta, Magnoliopsida, Poales, Poaceae.